UUGUCAGGUUAUAGAAUUAAUUUCCAAAGAUGCAGUUCAAAUUAUUCCCAAAAGAGAAAAUUAUAGACUCUUUCUUGUGCAAACACAGACAAAAAUUUUAUGGAAACCUUCACAUAACCAACAUGAGAAUCAGUUUUAUAAAAGAGGAAGAUGAAAGCCAAGCUGACUCUUCUGGUAAAGGUCAAGCAAAAUUUUCAAUGCUUGAUAUCCCUCUUUCAGAUAUUGAGUCAGAAGAACAAAUUCAGUCAAAAGUUCAAGAAACAAGAGCAAUUAUGUUAAUAAAUGCUAAAAAGAAGAACUAUACCUUCUCGUUUGAAGGGAGCUUUUUUGCAAAGAAUGUUGAAAAGGUAACAGAAACUAUCAAGCAAGCUAAAGCUGCCUUCGAACAAAUGGAAAUGGGUCCGCAAGAAAUGACAAAGCUAACAAAGCUGAUGGGAACUCCUCAUCUCAAAGAUCUAUUCGAUGAACUUGUCAAGUCUGGACAGAUUUCAGAAGAUGAGUUUUGGGAUACAAUAGCUGACAUUAAGUAUCUCUCAAGGAAAGAGAAUGAAGCUCAAAUGGAUACAGGAAUACGAUCAGCUUCGAACCCUCUCUUAGUCUUUUCAAAUAACAAGAUCUUGGACAACAGUACUGCUGAAAUCAAUUUCAAAGAAUACGAUGCGAUCAGACUCCUCAAUGAGUACCCAAAGCUUAAAAAGCUUUAUGAACUCAAAGUAUCAGACAGUGAGGAGUCUGAGAAAGAUUUUUGGGAUUAUUUCCUUAAAAAGAACUUUGAAUACAAAAGUGAAAUCUUUGGAGGAGAAAACCCCGUUUAUAUUGGCUCUGAUGAGCGAGAUGAGAAGAACUACGAAGACAAGCACAUUAACAUUGAUGUAGUCAUGCAAGCAGAUGACAAUGAAGAGGAAAUUAAUGAAAAGAAUAAGGUUAUGAAUAGACUAAGGAAAGCUGACAAAUGUGUCAAUUUCAUUCUCAAUAAAGAUGACGAAGCCAGACCUGAAGGCUAUGGAGACUUUCAACCCACUCUUAACGCAGAAAUAAGAGCUGGAGAAGAGGAUGAGGAAAGAGACAUUAAAAAACUUAAGAAUCUUGAAAAAGAAGAAAUAGAAAUGGAGAAGCUGAUGAUGAAGUAUAAUAAAUACAGUGAAAGAAUUCUUAGCAAGAAUGCAAAUGAUGAAAUAGCAGACAAAGAUAUUGAAAGAUAUCAGGGUAAAGACAUCGAGGUGAGCAAUGAUUCUGAAAGUAUGGGAAGAAGAAAAUAUAACUCUGCACUGAAUCUUGAUAGCGUCAAGAAAGUAUCUAAAUCUGAACAAGAAGAGAAUCUCAAAAGCAUUAAGCUUUUCUCUCAGAAUAUAAAAGAUUCAAGACCUUUAUUCUCUGACUUAAGCACUUGAAUUUCUGAACCAAAGAAGGCAAAAGCUGAUCUUGAAGAAAUGACAAUGAAGUCAUACAGACUAACUUUAAGAGUUAAUAGUGAUGACAUUGAGAAGAAUAUUCCACCAAAGGUCUUACAAAGACAGCAGUAUUAUCAAAAUAAGGUUGACAAACUCCUUGAACUGUUCUACAAUAUGCUCCCAAUUGACGAACAAGAUAAAGCCCAACUUAAAAAGAUAGAGACUAUAAAGCAGGUGAUUUUGGAGACAGGUAGGAGUGUCAACAAGAUCAGGAAUACAUUAAGAGAGAACAAGGCUAAUUCUAAAUAUGCAUCAGUCUAUCUUGGAAUGAUCGAGAGUCUGAAAGUUGCUGUAUCUAUCACCAGAAAUCUCCAAUAGAUUACGAAGUUUUACUGAUUGGUAAAUUUUAGUUGGA
Moneuplotes crassus is the source of this 1806-nucleotide messenger RNA. The record is from the annotation of a GenBank genome assembly. NCBI's taxonomy places the organism in Eukaryota, Ciliophora, Spirotrichea, Euplotida, Euplotidae.